AUGCCAUGGUCCAGCUUCAAGAAGUUGUGCUUUGGCCUAGUGCUAUUUGAUGCUGUGCUCUGUGCAGGCAUCAUCUGGCGCGUGAGCUAUACAGAGAUUGACUGGAGAGCGUACAUGCAGCAGGUCGAGCUCUAUUUGUCGGGCACGCGUGACUACAAGCAGAUAAAUGGCCAAACCGGACCCCUCGUCUACCCUGCUGGUCAUGUGUACCUGUACAGCUUAUUGUACAAGCUCACGAGCAAAGGCUCUGAUUUGCUCGCUGGACAAAUAAUCUUUGCUGGUUUGUACCUCAUGAAUCUAGUCAUUGUUAUGGCCACCUAUGGCUAUGCUGGCGCGUCUUGGCUCAAUGUGCCUUUGCUGGUUCUCUCAAAACGUCUGCAUUCCAUCUACCUUCUUCGCAUGUUCAAUGAUGGGCUGUCGUCACUCGUCAUGUCAAUCUCUGUUUAUUGGUACACUAGACGCAAUUACCUUUUGGGCUCUCUGUUCUUUAGCUUUGCGCUCAGCGUCAAAAUGAAUGCGCUGCUCUAUCUCCCUGCAAUCAUCAUGAUUCUUCUGCAAGCUGUCGGGGUUGGCAAGAGUGUACGGCAUGGAUUGCUCAUUCUGGCUAUCCAAGGCCUCAUGGGUCUUCCAUUUCUUCAGGCGAAUGCAAGCUCCUACCUGUCGCGGGCCUUUGACUUUGGCCGUGCAUUCGAGUACAAGUGGACAGUCAACUGGAGAAUCCUGCCAGAGUUCCUCUUCCUCUCGUCGGACUUUGCCGUCUUGUUGCUCGUCCUGCAUGUAGGGACUCUACUCUUGUUUGCCUCGACACGCUGGAACAAGCCUUCCGGUAAAUCACUGCAGCGCAUCAGCAAGCUGAUCAUUGCCAAUACACUCGGUUUUCUCUUCCCAACUGGCGAGGAUGUCCCUGAAUCCAAAUUGACGCCUCCAUUCAUAUUGACGAUGUUGUACACGAGCAAUAUGAUUGGCAUGUUAUUUGCACGAAGCUUGCACUAUCAAUUUUACGCAUGGUCAGCUUGGAGUAUACCCUUCUUGCUCGAGCAAACGGGGCUGCCGCUUAUCACUCAACUCAUCAUUUGGGCUGCUCAUGAAGAUGCCUGGAACGUAUACCCCAGCACAGUACGCAGCUCGUCUAUGGUUUUGGGGUCACAGGCCGUGAUUCUCGCUGGUGUAUGGUGGAAUACAGGGGUCAAGGCGCAAGCGAAGGAAGAGACCAAUGUGGAGGCUAAAGGGUAA
Molecule: messenger RNA, 1233 nt
Organism: Protomyces lactucae-debilis
Lineage: Eukaryota; Fungi; Ascomycota; Taphrinomycetes; Taphrinales; Protomycetaceae
Product: glycosyltransferase
Exons: 1
Coding region: 1-1233 (410 amino acids)
Cellular component (GO): endoplasmic reticulum
Molecular function (GO): dol-P-Man:Man(5)GlcNAc(2)-PP-Dol alpha-1,3-mannosyltransferase activity
Source: RefSeq, a predicted model, not a curated record